Myxozyma melibiosi is the source of this 1651-nucleotide messenger RNA. RefSeq lists its product as uncharacterized. The coding region runs from base 81 to 1322 and encodes 413 amino acids. The transcript is spliced from 2 exons. The record is from RefSeq and is a predicted model, not a curated record. Lineage: Eukaryota; Fungi; Ascomycota; Lipomycetes; Lipomycetales; Lipomycetaceae. Gene Ontology annotation, cellular component: protein folding chaperone complex. Gene Ontology annotation, molecular function: protein binding.
AGUGUAUGCUACACAGCACAGGGCAGCGCAACAGUAUCUUGUCAUCUACGUUACUGUGAGCAGAGUGAGUUAAAGCAGAGAUGGCAGACAAAAUGAAAGCAGCAGCAGCUGCUUUAAAAGCACAAGGCACGACCGCAUUUUCGCAGCAAAACUACGCCAGCGCGUUAGAGCUCUACACGCAGGCCGCGGACCUGGAUCCAACGGACCCGGUGUAUUUCUCCAACAUGGCGCUGUGCGAGAUCAAGCUUGAGAAAUGGGAGGACGCGGAGAAGCAUGCGGAUUUUGGGCUGCUGGCGGCGUGCGGGAGUACGUAUGCGGACAAGGCGGUCGCGAGUCGGCAUAAGCUUGGGGCGAAGUUGUUGUGGAGACGGGGUGUUGCGAGGAGGAAGUUGGGGUCGUUGAGCGAGGCUAGGACAGAUCUGGAAUCAGCGCUGAAACUCGAGCCGAACAACAAGUCAGUCAGUGAGGAAUUGAACGCUCUGGCAUGGGACGAAAAGCGCGGCAAGCGAAAGACCAAUUCUACAGCAUCAGUUAAGACGACGACGCCGGCUACACAGCCAAAGAACGGUUCAAGAUCUAGCUAUCCCGGACAAUCAUCUCGGAUAGAAGAGAUCACGGAGGAGGCUGUUGUGGAGAAGAAAGAUGGACUGAGAGAGAUUGCGGUGAAAAAAGUUGAUACAUUGCCGAAGGAGUUUGCAGAGAUACUGUUGAAGAGUAAGGAACUGAAGACUACGGCGCCGACGCCUGCCAUAGCCAGCAGCGCGAAGGCCACGAACGCGAACGUUACGAACGCGAACGUGUCGACUGUCAAGGAGAAGGAGGCAGAGGUCUCGAAAAAUACGCCUUCGACUACAGAGAGAACUCUUCCGUUCGAGUGUACGAUCCAGCAAGUUGUUAUUUCAAAGGCGUACCCAGCAACGCUCAGUCUCUACGAACUGACACAUCUCCUACGGCGACCCGCGUCAGAGCGGGCGCAAGUGCUCGCGUACUUGUUUUACCGGAUCCCGCCCGCUAGUCUGAAAGCUAUUUUCGGGCGGGGCGGAAUCGAAGGCCACUUCAUCGAGGCAUUUCUGAGCGCGAUCGAAUAUGCUAGUAUCUCGGCCCUAGGCGCGCGCGCAGAGCAGGAGGAGAAGAAAUCGGUGGUGCUGAAGAGUGUUGAGAUCCUGCGCGGGAUGAUUGCCUGCGGGAGGUUUUCGAUCGCAAAAGUGUUUAUAAACGGCAGGUUGACAAAGUCCGCGUUCGAGGUGCUGAAGGGGUUGGCGCGCGAGGGUGGGCUGGAAAAAGAAGCCGAGCAGACGGUGGGAGUGUGGGAGAAGACGUGAAUGGAAGUAGCUGGAAGAAAUUUUUUUGGGUCGUGAUCUUCGGAUCAGCGGCGCUGUACUGUAAAUAGGAGCAAGAAGCAGAAAAUAACGCGCAUCAGGGACGGAGUUUGUGAUUUAUGCGAUUUAGAGCGAGUAAAAGUGAUUUCUUGGGAGCAGGAGAGGAAUGAAGGCUUGAUGGUUGAUAGCUAUAGAAUUAUAAUAACCUGUGGUUAAGGAACGACAGAGGUAAUAAGAAUAGAAACUCCACAUAAGAAUAAGAAUAGGAAUAAUAAGAAAAAAAUAGGAAAUAAUAUACAAACCAAAAGAUAUUAAAAAUUGAUAGAACUUUU